UUGCUAGAACCACCAAAAGGGGAAAAAAAGGUGUUUUUUAAAGACAUUUCUAUGAUUAAAAACUGAGGUAUGUUUAAACAGAAGAUUUAGAUGGCUCAGAGUUCUCUAAGCCAAACAAUUGGUUCUUUUUCGUGCUAUUUUCUCUACUAAUGGUUUAGUGGUUAAGCCAAGAUGAAGGCAGCGUCGCUAGGAGCCGCGUGUGAUUCUGGCAGUGCCACUGGUGGUCUCUGCAUUGCAGACUCAGUCUGUAAAUAAUUUUUUUACAUGGGAAGGGUAUUUUAAUUUUCUGUUGAUCUGGGCAGAGCAGAGAGCCUACAUCAGGCCUCUGUUUUAGUUAUGGCAUACCACCAAAUUUCUUUACCCACCUGCUUCAGAGCCUGAGCUUCUGGAAGUGCUACAAGCAGCACAGACUUUUCUCCUCCCAGAUCUUCCCAAAGGCUGUUCCUCUUGUUCUCAGUAAAUGCCAGGCUCCUCCCCACCCCUCUGCGGAAGGUUAGUAAGAUGUGGGGUAAAAUGCCUCGGGCCAUCGAUGCAGCCUGCCCAGAUCUGUCUGCAGAGCCUUCCUGCUGCCGCCCAGCUCGGUGUCACCUGCAAACUCACUGAGGGCACGCUCCAUCCCCUCAUCCAGAUCGUUGAUAAAGGUAUUAGGCAGAACCGGCCCCAACACUGAGCCCUGGGGAACCCGCUCGUGACCGGCCGCCAGCCGCAUUGCCAAGCUCUAGGUGGUCAAAACACCCCCUGAUGCACAGAGCCACCCCACCGCCUCCUUCCUUGCCUGUCCCUUCGGAAGGGUUUAUAGCCAUCCUCUGCAGCACUGAGUCAGCCCACCGGGUUUCCGUGACUGCAACUCUUUCGUAGUUCUCCAGCUGCACAACGGCUUCAGCUCCUCCUUGUUGCCCGUGCUGCGUGCGUUGCUGCAGGUGCACUUCAGUUGGGCUAUUGACCCUGCCACCUUUUUUUUCAGGGAGAAGCCCUGAUUCCCAUGCGACCGUCCUCAGGCACUGCCGUGGCUUCUAACACAUCGACAACCUUUGCGUCUUUGCUGCCGUGUGGGUCUCCAUCCCCUGCCCCCACGGAGAUGGCUGCGGUGCUGCGCAGAUCAGUACGGGGGCAUUUCAAAUGCACUCCAGUGUACUCAGCACAGCGUGGGGCAGACGGAAGGACCCUGCUAGCGCGCCGUCCCUCAUAUGUUGGCGUGCCACCCCCAGGCUUAUCUCUAGCGAGCCUGGUUUUAUCCCUUUCCCCUUUCAAACCUAGUUUAAAGCUCUUUCAAUGAGUCCUGCUAACUCCUGUGCAACGAUGCUUUUCCCCCUUUGAGACAGGUGUACCCCGACUGUUGCCAGCAGGCCUGGUGUUGUGUAGACUGACCCAUGAUCAAAAAACCCAGAAUUCUGCUGCUGACACCAGGCUCGGAGCCAGGUAUUGAUCUGCUGGGUCUUCCUGUUUCUCCCCUCAUCAUUCCCUGCAAUGGGAAGGGUGGAGGAGAUCACUGCUGCUCCCUUAACCAGCCGUCCCAAGGUCCUGAAGUCUCUCUUGAUUGCCCUUGGACUUGUUCUUGCAGCUUCAUCACUGCCUACCUGAAAAAUCCAUAAUGGACAGUAAUCUGAGGGCCGUACCAGGGUCGGAAGCUUUCUCUUCACAUCUUUAACCCGGGCCCUGGGGAGGCAGGAGACCUCCCUGAUAAGUGGGUCCAGUCUGCAUAUUGGGCCUCCUGUUCCCCUCGGGAGAGAGUCUCGCAUGACAAUGACCCAUUGUUUUUUCUUUUUGGAGGCAUUUCUGAGGCCAGGCACAGACCAACUUAACCUCAGCAACACCUCCAAGCGACGUGAACCGUCCUCGUUACUGUUCGGUUCCGCUUGCAGAGCCUCGUACCUAUGGUGCAAGGGCAGCCGGGAAGGCGGGGUGGGCACGGGGGAGACGCGCCUGCUGGGCCGGGCAGGAACCUGUCGCCGCUGCCCCCAUCCCGUCGGUCACCGCGUUCAGCCAGGUGGAGAGAGGACAGGGUCUGUACAGCAGGGACCUCUCCCUAGGAAAACGAGGAAAGAAACUUUAGAAACUGGAGUCAGGAAAGGCACGUCGUUGGCUCUGCAGCCAGAGAUCCGCUGGAUUUAACCUAAAACGUGGGAGCUAAUGCAGCAGAAGGACUCGUAGCUCCAGUCGCGUGGGGUGGGAGCUGUGAUUUGGACAGACCGUCUUGGCCGGCCAGAGACCCAUCCUGGGGGAGCUGGUGUGGCUGGGGGGAGCCCUCUGGGGUGCGGCGGAGGCUCUGGUGCGGUUUCACGGUGGGCCAGGCAGGUUGUUCUGCGGGGCGGCGGGAGGGAGUGGAGCUGGGACCUGCGGAGCGAUGGCUCUGUGCUGGGAAAGCAAGGAAGGGCCAGAUGAGUCCUGGGUCCUGCUUCUUUCCCCCUCCAGGCUUUCUUUACCAAGGCCCUUCCAGCGGGACUGAGGUUUCCCUGAAACCUUGUGUGCUCUUUGCCACCAGGAGAAAUCGGUUCUGCAGAUGGGCUCCCUGGACAGCGAGGAUGGAAGUGAGGCGCCGCUGCAGGUACCAAACCCCCUCUGGCUCCAGAGGGAGCCCGGGGAGCGGGCGCCUCCCGGAGCAGGAGCAGCUCGCUGGGGUGCAGGCAGUGGGAACGGGUGAAAGGAACCUCCCUGUUGGCACCGGGCUGCCUGCCCCCCUUGCUCCUGACACUGAGGCUUGCUCCGCUGGAAGCAGAUGACAACUCUUCCAAAGAAAUGUUCUAAAUAGUUGUGUCACUGCGGGUGGACGUUGUAUUUUUAAGGAAUAAACUUUUUUUUUUUUAAUGGGCAAAUCUUGGCCCUGCUGCUUUGUUUUCUCACCUAGCUUGUGUUGCCUGCUAGAGAAAAGGAGGUGCUCCACCCCAGGUCCCCUGCCCACGUGGGACUUUGCUGUCCUUGUAGCGAUGAAUUUAAGGUCCACGACCUCCUCCUUCCUUCUUCAGAGCAGAUGGAGUUUUCUAAUUAUGGCAGUGUUUGACGUGGAUGUCUAGCGCAGCUCGGCAGCACCAGUUUAUACUCGGUGACAAAGACGGGCAGUGAGGCGAGGCACGGAGAAAACGGGGCCUGGGCAGCCCCCACAAAGGUGCCACAGCCUGCAAAGGGGGUUCCCGUGCAAUGGCUGCGCAUGUCGGAGGAAGCUGCAAGCCUGGCUGUGGUCUCCAAACGCAGCUGCUGCGGGGAAGGAAGCAGGUCGGGUGGGGGCAACCGGCGCCCGCUGGCUCAGGGGAGGCAGAGAUCCCUCGGGCAGCAGGCAGCGGCAGAGCCGGGUCCGAAACCAACAGGGCUCUGCACCACGUCCUCAGCUCAGCUUCUCCCCCAGCUGUGGCCAAGGCUGCAGCGGGGCUGGGCAGAGCCGGGGCAGUGUGGCUCUGCCCAGGGAAUGCGCUGUUGCACCCCGGGCAUCACCGUGUCGCGGACCAGGAGCUCAGCUGCGCUCCCCGAGGUGCUCUGGGCGUGUUAACGUGCCAGGAGAUGCCAGUUUUGGGUGUUAACAGAUGUCUCGCGGGUUGCUGUAGAUUUGCAGGGCUCUGUUUGGUCUGUAACCCAGCACGCCAUACAAGAUGCUGGGUGUCCACCUAUGCCGCCAGGUCUUCAACGCCAGAGCUUUGCAGGGCGCCCCUGCGGCCCCCCCCAGACCCAUCGUGGGUGCGGAGGGCCGCCACGUGCCUGGCCCAGCCUGCCCAUGCCCGACCGCGCUGAAGGUCUGGUCAGUGUAAAGAAGCUGCGAUGGAGCGGUUGAGAGGUCUGCGUGCUGAGGCGAGGUGAGAACCAUCCCCUGGCCCCCAUCGACCAGCACCCAGGCAGCAGAUUCCCCGUUCAGGUUCCAUCUGCCAGAAGAGCUGAUGCUUCGGGAGGUGUCCUAGUUACUGCCAGGUAAGACUGUGGGACAAGCAUGGGGACGGAGGGUAGAUUGAGCAAUGAUCGAUCCCCUGCCAAGGCACGAGCACUGUCAUGCGUGGGAAGCGCUCUUCCUUCCAUCUAACCUUGCCCUCUCUCUCCACACAGUGUUUCUGGCUCUCAUUUCUUUUGGCAGAAAACUCAUGUUCUCAUCACCCCUCUCCUCCCCUCGGCCGUGUUCGGCUGCAGCGUCUCCUCUCCGUCACUUCUCCGCUUCUCCUCCCGCCAGCAGGCAGGGAAGGUUCUCCCAGCCGCCCUACAGGGCUGCGCGAGACACGGUGGAGAAGCUGCUUGAAAACCAUCCUCUUGAGGGAAGAGAAGGGAGCCCAGGCUGCCGCUGGCUGUGCUGCGAGAGAACACGAGGAAGGUUUCCUCCUCGCCCCAAAGCAGCCGCAUCCUCCGUGGCUCCGCUCUGACCAUCCCUCCCGCUCAGGCAGGGGCUGUGAACGUGGGCUCUGCCCAGAGCUGUGAGCUUCGCCUGCAGAAGGGUGAUUUCCUUCGGUGUGUCUGUCCCAGGGGCUUGUCUGUCCAUCGGCAGCAUCGGCUGGCAGCGGAGCUGCGCCCAUCCUGCUGGGAGGGUCCUGCUCAGGCACCGCGUCUGCUCGUCCCUCCUUUCUGGUCUGGCAGAAACGCGUGAGGUGUCGCUGGCGAGUGGAGGCGUUCCUGCCUCUCUAAACCAGCGUUUUACCUGUGCCCUUCCCCACCCAGGCUGUCCCGGGGCGCUCCUGGCCCAGGAUCUCUGCUUGCAAAGCUUCGUAGGACCAGUUAGUUAUUUUAGUUUAAGACCGACCUCCUGCAUUCGGCACCGCUGAGACAGUAAAUGAAAUAUGGUCCUGAAGGGCCGCUUCUUCCUUCUGUAGAAUUUUUUUUCCUGCAGGUUGAAAGUUAUAAAAAGCCCUGUAUUGCGUUCGGGGCUGAUGGCGGAGCCUGGCUCGGGAGGGAGCGCGUGGAGGGGCAGAAAGCUGAGGGGCGGCCAAAGCGAGCUGCAGAGCCUAAAGAAAAGCUUCUGAAGUUGUUUAAUAAUUUAAUAAUGAAGAAGCCCCUUUUCACGCCAGACAUGAAUGCCUCCGUGGGCUGUGCCUCGCCUAAAAUCUAAGUGGGUAUUGUGACUCUCUGGCCCCUUCGCUGGCGCGUCCCCCCGAGCUCCAAACCCCGGGGGGGUCAGUGCUACGCCUGGCUGCCUGCAGGAUUAGCUGCCAGGCAAGCAGGGUUGCACCAGCCCCUCCUGGGUGAUUUACCCCCGAGUCCAGUGUGCGAGACAGUCGUGGGCACCUGGGUACCCCGGUUUUAGUCGUCCCGAGGUGUUGAGCUGUGCCAGGCUAUGCUGCAUCCCACGUCUGGCACCACGUCCGUGCUGAGGCACGUGGUUUUUGUAAUAAAUGCCCAAUGUUUCAAGAAUAUCUUUGCCGUUAGCUGAAUUCCUUUUUUGGUGGGCCCUUCUGGGGAGUUCAUAACAACUCUUUUUUUUUUUUUUUUUUUUUUAAUUUCUGUAACUUUCUAAAUAUCUUUAGAAAUUGAAAACCUGGCCGAAAGACAGAGGUGGGCAGUCAGUGCUGUGCUGAGGCUGAUACAAGAGCCUGCGUGGGCUGCCUUGUCGCACUCCGGGGUGUUCUCACCCUUAUCACCGGCUCUAGGCGAUUUCCAGGCAUUUAUUUUUCACUGUUGCCUUAAAGCCCUCCUUGGGAGCGCUCCUUUCAGAGCCUGUACUCUGACCACAUCUUUUCUGUGCGCACGCCCAUAACCUUGCUCCUCUUUUUCAUAUACUGCUGCUUUUUGCUCUUUGGACCGUGGCGGGGCUCGCCGGGUGCCGGGGGGGCGUCGCGGGGCGCAGGCUGCGGCGGGCUGGGGGCAGGAGGAGCGGCCGCAGCCCCUCGGCGCCGGAGCGGGCACCCAGAGGACCUUUAUCUCAGCUCUUCUGCCAGGAUAAAGCACCAAAAUGCAGCCCCUGCACCUGCACAGCCUUUCGGAGCUGGAAAGAGCCACUCUGCAAGAGAUUGCUCUCUACCAGCUGCAGGAGAAGCUGCUCGUUGGAGACCUCAGCCUGGCUAAAGUUGGACCUAAAGGCAGUAAAUCUAUCCGCCAGAAACUGGAGAGCUUUUCGAAGGAGAAGAAAGACUGCUCUCCUCAGACUUUCGGGAUCCCGCUCUUCCAAGUCAUCGCCAACGACCGCGCCUACAAGCAGCUGCAGGAGGCAGUGAAGAAGAGCCGCCGGCUCUGCCUGGAGGUGGAAGCGACAGUGACAAGAUUUCGGGCUCAGAGGCAGAAGAGGUGCCCGAUGAGCAGGACCUUCGGGCGGGGACUCUGCUGGGUCUUCCCGGAGGAGCCGCUUUCCCCAGCUUUCGUCUGCAACAGCUCCUGGAGCCAGCGAAGGGGGGCAAUGUCCGUGGACUGCAUCACCGACCUGAGCGACAACACUUCCAGGCUGCUGGAGGCACUGCAGUUGUCACACCCCCACGAGCUGGAUGCACGGAGAAGCCUGGGCAAGAAAAAGAUGUUGAGCCUCAACCCCAUCACCCAGCAGGUCCCGCGGAUUGUGGACAGAUGUUGCAAACACAUUGAAACACACGGUCUCCGAACGGUGGGCAUCUUCCGGGUUGGGAGCUCCAAGAAAAGAGUUCAGCAGCUGAGGGAAGAGUUUGACCGAGGACUGGAUGUUUUCCUGGAUGAGCAUCAAAGCGUUCACGAUGUGGCUGCUCUGCUCAAAGAGUUUCUUCGGGACAUGCCGGACUCACUGAUUCCCAGGGAGCUCUAUGCAGCCUUCCUCGGCACCGCCUCCAUGGAGGGCCCGGCACAGCUGGCCACCCUCCAGCUGCUGCUCUUCCUGCUGCCCCCCUGCCACAGCGACACGCUGCACCGGCUCCUGCGGUUCCUCGGCGAGGUGGCCCGGCACGCCGAGAGCUCCUGGGGCCCCGACGGCCAGGAGAUUCCUGGGAAUAAAAUGACAGUUUCAAACUUGGCCACCAUCUUUGGUCCCAACAUCCUUCAGAAGGAGAAGCCUGGGGAGAAAGACGCUGGUGCCAUGAAUUUUGAAGACAGCGCUGCCAUCAUACUGGUGCUCCAGAGGCUGAUAGAGCACCACCAGACCUUGUUCAUGGUCUCUCCAGAAAUGCAACACAACAUCCUACGGAGGCUAUUUCAGACAGACCCCGAUGUCAUCGACUACCUUCUGCGCAGGAAGUUCAACGCCGUGCCGAGCGCAGAGAGUGAGGAUUCAACAGAGGAGCACGCGCCGUCCCCGCGGCCGGGUCGGACCAGCAUCCUGGAGAGCGGCUCGCUCUCGUCCGAGCUGUACAGCAGCAUCUCGUUCCUAAACCUGCACGUCAGCAUCUAGCAAGCCUGGGCCAGGCCCUCCGCACUGCCUUCUGUAGGUGAAACUGGGCCACCUUUCCCCAGCAAAACUAAGUCUUCUGCCCCACUUUGGAGGAGCGAAGAGGUGAAGGGAGCGUGAGCCCCUGCGGGAGCAUCUUUGCUGCCAGGAGGCACGGCGCGUCGUUCCGCUGUAGGCAGACCCACAGCAGGAGAGGCGCUGCAGGCUGCCGGCAGAAGCCUUCCGCGCGGGGGCUUGGGGCCAGAUGGCAACCAAGAAGCCCGCGUGCUCGUGCAGCGGCUGCGCGCCCGCGGUUGCGUAGGCAGCGCUGCGCCCAGGGGAGCGUGCGCGGGGAGCGAGCCGGGGAGCCGCUGGCGCGUGCUGCAGCCCGCCCGCAGGGCGCAAGGGCUGCAGUGCCCUCCGCGCAGCGCUGCCUCCGCGGUCCGCGGCUUCGCAGGAGAUCGGGGCGUGAGACUUCUGCCCCCAGGGCCGUGCGUGAGCUCACGGCUCCGGGUUCGCAGCACGCUGCGUGGCAGCACAGGCGGGGACUGGCUUCGUGGCAUCCCUGCCCGGCGAGGACGACCUCUCCCCUCCGAAUGACCACCAGCCCCGUGCACUGGGGCAGCGAACUGGUGCGGGCUGCGGAGCAGCAGGGAGGUGUCUGACACCUCGUGCCGUGCUCGGUGGACGGGACUCUGUCCAAAAUAGACCCCAUGCGGUGUGCCUCCAGGCGUUCGCUGGGCUCUGGUGGGGCCGGCGGGGAGCAGCGCCCUGGGGCUGAGACCCCCGGCACAGACUGGGAGGCACAAGUGGAUGGGGACUGUUAGCGGGGCGGUGAGGAUGGGGAAUGGGCUUCAACUUGGUGCAGCUGGUGCUUUGGGAUCCCGUUUACCGUGAGUAGUUGUAUCGCAGGCGUGUGCCGAGAGAAAGCUCUCUUGGAGCUACAGGAACGCCCGUGGAGCUAAGGCAACCUCACCAUCCUUGCAAAGCAAAGACACCUGGCCUGCCGGGCUCAGAAUGAAUCACAGCUUUCUUCUCUGAACCCAGGCUUCAAACUGCUCAUUUUAUAGACAGAAACCGCUGUAUCAACCCCAAAAUGUACGGCUGGUGUAGCAGGAGGGAACAAUAUACUCUGAGGGUUAUAAACUUCAAUUUUCCUAGAGUUAAUAAUUACUAAGUAGAUCUUCUAAUGUAUUUGACGGAUUAUGGUGUCUUUUCAUGAUCUUUGGCUGAGAAAUGCCUGGUUUGGCUUGUUCCUCCUGCUCAGGCACUGGAAGUCACUGCCAGUUAUGUGCAGACGUGCAUUGCUAGCUGGGAUGGCAGAAUGAAAGUUAUCAGCAAAUAUUUUCUGUUGUUUUCUUUCCAUUUACUCUGCCGGACGUGGGCUGGCGGCCCCUUACCCAGUAGCCGCCGUGGCCUGGGUUGCCCCUGGGUGAAAGAGUGGUGCAGGGAGGGAUGCUCUGGAGAAAGCUCAGCUUCGGGCGGGCCGGUCCAGCACGCGGAGCCGCAGCCAGCGCGACGGAGGGCGAAAAGUCAGUGUGCGUGGAAGGGGAAGUCAAAGACGAAGAGACAGCAAAAGAGGUCGUGUAUUUUAUAAUCCCUUGGCUUGAAAUGCCAAUUGGCACGUUCACAGUUUGGCUCUUACCUCCAAGGAAAUGCAGUUGAAGAGUGCCGAGAAGAGGGCAGGCAGGUGGGGAGCUGGUGGGGGACGUCAUGGGGGGAGAACUGGUGCCCAGAAGAGUGCUGGUGUAGAAAACUAGGGCAGACAAGUAGGGGAGGAAGGCGGGUAGUGCUGGAGAGCAGCGGGGCGGAAAGAAGACAGGAAUGAGCUAUGCCAGGGUUUUUUAGUGUUGGGGGCAGAUGGAUCUGGUGUCGCAGCUCCUCUUGUUUGGACCGCCUGAAAUCAGCUGCAAAUCCGUCGCUUUUGUUCUGGAGAAGCCAAGAAAUACACUCUGGUGAUUAGAGAGUUGCUUAUUCUCUGUGAAUUGUGGCAAAAAUGUCUGGCAAAAAACUCAGGGCACGGAGAGUUUAGCUUUGCAGUUGCUUCCUUUUGUUGCUCCAUUGGUCUCCAUCUGUCUGUCAUCCUGGGUUGUAUUUAGACAGCAGAGUUUCUCACGUGACAGAAAUCGCUGUUCCACGAUGGAUUUAAUUGUCUGGUUUCCUGUAUGACUCUGAAACUCCCCCAGACUCAACCUUUGCAGAGACCUGAUUGAAAUUUAUCUCCGUAGACGUUCCUGGCCCAUUGCUACGAGCUCCUCGCCACAGCUGCCGUACGCUGACGUGCGGGCAGAGCUGCUUUUUUAUUUCUUGUUGUGGUUUAAAAUGUUUCUGUUUACACUGGCACGUUGGGUAGAAGCUGAAGGGCUUGACAGCACUUCCCCUCCAAAAGUGGCUGAAAAAUAAAAAAAAAGUGCUUUUGAAAAGAAAA
Messenger RNA from Phalacrocorax carbo (great cormorant), 9653 nucleotides. The record is from RefSeq and is a predicted model, not a curated record. NCBI's taxonomy places the organism in Eukaryota, Metazoa, Chordata, Aves, Suliformes, Phalacrocoracidae.